CAGCUCCCCUGUCCUUGUAUAAAAAGUCAGAGAUCUCUCUCCCUAUUCCUCCACAAACUGAAGUCUGAGUUUGGGAGGGGGGUCUGCAGCAACAAUGGCUUCUACGUUACAACUUAUCCUUUGCCUGGGGAUGCUGGCCCUGUGCCUUGCAAACCCAGUAAACAACAUCCGCUGGUGCGUGAAAUCUGACGCUGAACUGAAAAAAUGCAGAGAUGUGAGCCAAACCUGUGGAAGUGAUCAAACAACCGUCAGCUGUGUUCUUAGAGCCAACAAUGAUGAAUGUUGUAAAGCAAUUUCUGAUGACUUGGCAGAUGCAAUUGCUUUGGAUAGUGGAGAAAUUUACAAAUGUUCCCUGCAUCCUUACAACUUGAAACCAGUUAUUGCUGAAAACUAUGGCACAGAGAAAGAUCCAGACACAUGUUACUUUUCAGUGGCUCUGGUGAAAGAGUCAAGUACUUUCAUGUUUAAGGACCUUCGUGGCAAGAAGUUUUGUCACACUGGAGUCGGAAGAGCAGCGGGUUGGACCUCUCCAGUUGGAACUUUCCUGGUAAAACAAUUAUUCAAAUGGGAUGGGCCUGAGACCCAAUCUCUUGAGAAAGCUUUUGCAGCCUUUGUUUCUGCUGCCUGCGCUCCUGGAGCCAAAGAGCCGAACUUGUGUAAGCUGUGUGCAGGGAAGGAUGAUAAAAAGUGCAAGGCAUCUGAAAAUGAGCCAUAUUAUGGCUAUGCUGGAGCCCGCUUAUGUCUGAAAGAUAAAGGUGAUGUGGCAUUUGUGAAGCAUCUUUUACCAGAUGAAUUCCAUAAAGGUUAUAUGCUGUUGUGCCUCGACAAUACUAGGAAGCCAGUUGAAGAGUAUGAGAAAUGUUUCUGGGCAAGAAUACCAGCUCAUGCUGUGGUGACUGCAGACAGGGCUGAGAAAGUCAAAUCUAUCACUCAGUUCCUUGAGGAAGCUCAGAAAAAAGCAGAAUGCAAAUUGUUCAGUUCUCCUCAUGGAAAGGAUCUGAUGUUUAAAGAUUCUGCAACUAGCCUCAUUACUCUCCCAGAGAAAAUGGACUCCUUCUUGUAUCUAGGUCCUUCAUUUACAAAUGCCAAUAAAGCCCUGUAUAAUGAGUUGGAGACUCCAUCAGAGGAAACAAUCCGCUGGUGCACACAGAGCGUAGAGGAGAAGAAGAAGUGUGACCGUUGGAGUAUUGCAAGUGAAGGAAGCAUUGAAUGCAUUGAGGCUUCCAGUGCAGACGAAUGCAUUACCAAAGUUUUGAAAGGUGAAGCUGACGCUGUCAGUCUUGAUGGUGGCUACCUGUAUACAGCAGGGGCAUGUGGAUUAGUCCCAGCAAUACAAGAAAUUUAUGAUGCUGAAUUGUGCAAAAAUAAAAGAGAAAAUAAAAAAGGCACAUACAAAGCUGUUGCGGUUGUUAAGAAGAGCAACAAGGCAAUCACCUGGAAAAAUCUAAGGGGCUUCAAGUCUUGCCACACAGGUCUGGGACGCACCGCUGGCUAUAAUAUCCCUGCUGGUUUAAUUCACAAGCAAACUGGAGUUUGUGAUUUGGGAACCUUCUUCACUGAGAGCUGUGUACCUGGAGCUGAUCCUAAUUCUAACCUCUGCAAGCUGUGCGGUGGAAAUGAUAAAACAAAAUGCCUUCCAAACAACAGAGAGCCGUAUUACGGUUAUGAUGGUGCCCUCAGGUGUCUGAUUAAGGCAGGAGAUGUAUGUUUUGUGAAGCAAAGCACUGUAGAUGAAAACAUUGAAAAUGUCAACUCUCCAGCGUGGGCAAAAGGUGUGAAGAAAGAUGAUUUAGAACUAUUGUGUCCGGAUGGCACUCGCAGACCUGUCAGUGAUUAUGAAAAUUGCUACCUUGCAUUAGUACCAGCCCACGCUGUUGCCACGACCGCAGACAGAAAAGAAACAGUUGUGAGAAUUCUCACAGAACAGAUGGGAAAAUUCGGAAAGAACGCAGGUCAGGGCGCACAAUUCCAAAUGUUUGUUUCGGAAGGAAGAAAAGACCAACUCUUCAAGGACUCUACACAAUGUCUGACUGAGGUGCAAGAAAAGACCAUGAAUGAUUACCUGGGCAAAGAUUACGCUGAUGCUAUUGCUAGUCUUAACGAAUGCGGCGAAUCAGGACUGCUGGCUGCCUGCACUUUCCACACCUGCAAGCUGCAAUGAUGGACAAAACCAAUGGCGUGUCCACUGUUUCCUUUCACCUAUCUGCUUGUCUCCCUUGCAACAAAAAGUGUCUCCUUUUACACUGAUUUUUUGUCUUCAAUCUCCCAAUAAACAUUUUCAGUUAU
Molecule: messenger RNA, 2286 nt
Organism: Nanorana parkeri
Lineage: Eukaryota; Metazoa; Chordata; Amphibia; Anura; Dicroglossidae
Product: serotransferrin-A-like
Exons: 17
Coding region: 95-2161 (688 amino acids)
Biological process (GO): antibacterial humoral response; iron ion transport
Cellular component (GO): extracellular region; plasma membrane; recycling endosome
Source: RefSeq, a predicted model, not a curated record